GAAAGAAGAGUCACAUAUCUUCAAAGAGAGGUGCUGUGGGACUGAACCAAGACAUGAGGACUCCAAGCUUGCUGGGGAUUGCACUCCUCUGCCUGUCUGCCAUGCCUGCUGCAAUGGAUGAUGACAAUGUGGAUGUAGAUCUCCACUUCCCAAAGCGGUGUGGUGGUCAACGCUACUGGCAAAAAGUGGGCCGCUACUGUGCAAAGUAUUUCAACACACCAAGCUCCUUCGCCGAUGCCGAGUCUGCUUGCAGGCAGGCAGCUUCAGGGGGUCACCUGGUCUCCGUGCACGAUGAACAAACAAAUGCGGAUGUCUUGGCCAUCGUGUUGGAAUACAACCCCUCCUCACCAAGGAUCUGGUUGGGUGGUCAAAGGUUUGGUCAGUCGAAUACAUUCAUCUGGACAGAUGGUUCUCCUUGGGAUUUUGAGAAAUGGGUUCCAGAUCAACCAGAUAAUGCCGGAAAUCAUGAGAACUGUGUGGAGAUGAACUGGAAAGACUUGGGGGAAUGGAAUGAUGAUUGGUGCAUCAAACAGAAACCUUUCAUCUGCGCCUUCCAGUGGCAGCAUGAGCGGGGAGACUGAAGAAUGAUGGAAACA
Brienomyrus brachyistius is the source of this 596-nucleotide messenger RNA. RefSeq names its product lectin-like. Lineage: Eukaryota; Metazoa; Chordata; Actinopteri; Osteoglossiformes; Mormyridae. The coding region runs from base 54 to 581 and encodes 175 amino acids. Gene Ontology annotation, molecular function: signaling receptor activity. The record is from RefSeq and is a predicted model, not a curated record. The transcript has 6 exons.